Thunnus maccoyii (southern bluefin tuna) is the source of this 6260-nucleotide messenger RNA. It is a transcript of the gene psd2, whose product is annotated as pleckstrin and Sec7 domain containing 2. NCBI's taxonomy places the organism in Eukaryota, Metazoa, Chordata, Actinopteri, Scombriformes, Scombridae. The record is from RefSeq and is a predicted model, not a curated record. Gene Ontology annotation, biological process: regulation of ARF protein signal transduction. Gene Ontology annotation, molecular function: phospholipid binding; protein binding; guanyl-nucleotide exchange factor activity. The transcript is spliced from 15 exons. Bases 595 to 3411 code for a protein of 938 amino acids.
CGUUAUAUCAGCAGUGGUCAGAGAGAAGGACUUGUGUCAAUACGUGCUAAUCUUCACUGCAGGCUACUGUGUCUGAUAUCAACAGGCCCUCGAGACACGUCCCGUUCACACCGCGCGCUACCUCGGGCAGUCGGAGGAGCGGAAUUAUUUCUCAGCUGCCAUUCAAACACUCUGAGGCUCCACAGAGAGGAGGAGGAGACGGGGAGGACGCCUCCGUUCAUCCGUCCAUUCAUCAGUCCGCUCAGUGAUCGCUCUCCGCCGCUACCAGCCUGCGCGGAGGCGCGAGACUACACCUCGAGCUGCGGUCGGUCGGUCGGUGGCGGCAGUGAACGACGGUCUCGCGCACAUACCGGUGAGAGGGGGGCAGCUGGGAAGGACGUGGAGAGAAAAAAAGAGCCCGUCUGUCAGUGUUAUUCCCCGGUGUGGAUGUACACAGACACGAGGGGGAGAGAGGACCACCGCCGCCGCUAAACUCUCCCUUUCAGGCUGUGACUGGACGCGUUUCUGCCGAGGGUCCUCCCUGGUUGCUGAUCUGAAGCUCUGGUCCUCAUCUCUGGCCUGAGUGGACAAACGCCCCCCUCAGUGAGGAGCACCAUGACCCAGGAGGGGCAGGCUCUGCCCUCUCCCACCCCACCAGAGAGCCCAGUGGAGCCUAAUGCAACCACCGCCUCCACCACUGACCCGCCCACAGAGAAUCAUAACCAGGCAGAGCAGGACAAACCGGGGGCCGGGACGAAGGACGAGAUAGAGGAGGGGAAACAACAAGCAGAGAUCAGAGAGGGCGAGGAGGAGGCGCAGGGGGAGACACAUGGCGACAUAGAGGGGAGGGCAGAAAUAAAGGAUGAGGGAGGAGAGAGUGAGUUGAAAGAGGAGAAGGUAGAUAGCAGAGGCGAUGAGGAUCAACAGACAGACGGAGGGGCGGAGGGAGAGAGGGAGGGGAGAAGAGAGGAGGGAUGUAGAGGUGUAGAGGUAAGCUCAACAGGGGAGGAGGAAGCACAUGCAGCGGAGGAGAUGAAAGAAGAAGAGGAGGGGAAACAGAAUGAAGGGAUGCAACCAUGUACGGAGGAGGAGGCAACUCAUCCUCAACCAGCUGGGCGACUGGCGAACGGUAUAGGUGGGAACGAAGACGAUGAUGAAGCCGGCGAGGAGGAUGAGGGAGGGGAUGAAGGGGGAACUCAAACACACUUGGACACUUUCAGCUCUAACUUUGAGACCACUGUAGAACAGGCCGACACAGAAGUGGAGGAAGAGGAGGAAGAAGUCCAGAAAGAGGGAGACGGGAGAGAAAACCAGGACAGUUUCAGCUCGGUGUUCGAACAGAUUGUCGAGCAGGUUGACGUGCAGGAGGACGAAGAUGAAGAAGAGGAGAGGGAGUUGGAGGAGGAGAGAGAGAAAGGUAGGGUCGACAACAAAGACGGCUUCAGCUCCACGUUUGAGCGCAUCGUAGAGUCCGCCCUGCUGAGAGGCGGGACCUGCUACAGCAGCCUGGACUCUCUGGACGUGCUGUCACUCACAGAUGAGACAGACAGCUGCGUCAGCUUUGAGGCACCACUGACGCCGCUCAUCCAACAGAGGGCGCUGUUACAGGGCCCUGAACCUCUGGAGCUGGAGCUGGCAACUGUUGAGGAGCAAGAAGGGGCAGAGGCUGGACCAGACGCCCCAGGUGGUGAUCUGGAGCGUGGAGCUGGAGCUGUGGCUGGAGUAGGAGGAAGCCCGCUGAGGACCACCAUCCCAGGUAGCAGGUCAGAGUUUGUGCUGAGCCAGCCUGGACGCUGGGCCAUCCCUAAUGGAUACCAUACAGACUCCCAAGGAGCCAUGGAGGGUUGUGGAGCCUUGCUCAACUCCGUCAGCGAUGCAAACCUCACAGACGUGCUGUCUGACUCAGAGGAGUGCGAUUUGGGCAGUCUGGAGCGUUUGGAGCGCGGCAGCACCGACACUUUGGCCAAUGGCUGUCGAGCCGACUGUGAGGCCGCCAAGAGGCUGGCCAAACGCCUCUAUCACCUCGAGGGCUUCAAGCGCUGUGAUGUAGCCAGACACCUGGGCAAGAAUAAUGAAUUCAGCCAGUUGGUGGCAUCAGAGUACCUGAGUUUUUUUGAUUUCUCCGGCCUGUCGCUGGAUCGAGCCCUGAGGAACUUUUUAAAGGCCUUUCCGCUUAUGGGGGAAACUCAAGAGAGAGAAAGGGUGCUUGUACAUUUCUCAAGACGCUUCUGCCACUGCAACCCACAAACGCCCACCUCUGAAGGUCAGAGCCAUGACGAUGAUGAUGCUGAAAAAGAUGAUGGAGCCCACACAUUAACCUGCGCCCUUAUGCUGCUCAACACUGAUCUACAUGGACAUAACAUUGGAAAGAAGAUGUCAUGCCAACAGUUUAUCAGUAAUCUAGAUGGCCUCAACAAUGGCAAAGACUUCCCCAAAGACUUAUUAAAGGUCCUGUAUAACUCAAUCAAGAAUGAGAAGCUCGAGUGGGCAGUUGAGGAGGAGGAGCUGAGGAAGAGUCUGUCAGAGCUAGUGGAGGAGCAGUGUGAGGGCGGGAGUAAACGUGUUGCCAGGGUAACGGACGGCAGUAACCCUUUCAUCGCCAUCCCCAUCCUCCUCAAUGCCGUCACCUACAAACACGGAGUGCUGACCCGCAAGAGCCACGCCGACAUGGACGGCAAACGCACACCGAGGGGUCGCCGUGGUUGGAAGAAGUUCUAUGCGGUUCUGAAGGGGAUGAUCUUGUAUCUCCAGAAGGAUGAGUACAAGCCUGACGCCGACAUUUCAGAGGUGGACCUGAAGAACGCAGUGCGGAUCCACCACGCUUUAGCCACUCGUGCCACCGACUACAGCAAGAGAGCCAAUGUACUGAAGCUCAAAACCUCAGAUUGGAGAGUCUUUCUGCUGCAGGCCCCGAGUGAGGAAGAGAUGAUGUCUUGGAUCUUCCGGAUAAACCUGGUAGCAGCGCUGUUCUCCGCCCCGGCCUUCCCUGCUGCCAUUGGCUCCAUGAAGAAAUUCUGUCGGCCCAUCCUACCGUCCUCAUCCACCAGACUCAAGCAGGAGGAGCAGCUGCUGAGUCAUGAGAGCAAGCUGAAGCAGAUGAGCCUGGAGCUGGAGGAGCACCGGAAAAACCUGCCUUCAUCCGACCCCAAAAGCCGCGACUGGGAGGAGUACCGCCUCAAAGAGCACUACCUCACGUAUGAGAAGACUCGUUAUGAGACGUAUAUCAGCCUCCUGCAGGCCAAAAUCCGUGCAGAGACGGACGAUCUCGAGAAGAUUGAGGCCAGCGUGAUGGGUGGCCUGAUCAUGGAGGGAGGCCUGGCCGGCCGUGAGUGCCUCCUCCGCAAGACGCAGUCCUCCCCGUCCAUCAGUCAGGCUCAAAGUGGGUUAAACGGGAGGGCCGCUGGAAGCACUGCCCCGGGACAGAGGAGCUGAGUGGGGGAAGGAGGACCAGAGACCACAGCCCACAGAACAACAUCCCUCCAAGCCAAACUAGCGUAACCCUUCAACGUGUUUCCAAGUUUUUAGUUUGUUUUUGUGUUUUGGGCUCCUCCGUUCCUCCCGUUGUACUCACAAUAAGAGAGUGUGCAGCAACAGAAGAAAUGUGCAUCUCUAUAUCCUUCCUAGAAUUUAUCAGCCCUGGUGAUAAGUUUCUGUCCUUGAGCAAUAGAUGACGAAGAUGAAGAGCCCGCCUUUGAUACCUAGCAACUGACUGACCCUGCCAAACCUCAGUUCUUUGAACUUUUAUUAUUGCACAUUAAAAAUGAUCAUAACUGUGAUCACUAUUUAUAACAACAUCAUCAGUAUUAUUUUGCAGAUGUCUUUAGUUGAAUUGUGUUUUUAGUUUCGAGAAGAAUAAUUUAUAAUGUGUUCGUUUAAGGCCGGACAGAGAACAAAGAAAGAGAGACAAAGAGACCUGACAUGAGUGAGCGUUCAACAGCCGUCACCGCUCACAUUCAACAGGUCUGGUUUCCUCUCUGUCCUGUCCUCAUCAGGCAGGGAUGGAGAUGGAGAUGGUGGACAUGGUACUACUGUAGCAUUUUGGCCUGUUUUUACCGCUCACUUUUACACACCCAGCCACUCACAGGUGUGUGUAUGGACCUACAGUGUGAGUGGAGUGGGGAGAUAUCAACAUAUCUGUCCCAGGGUUACAAAAAACUCUCACAACUACAAACUCAAAAGAACUUCUCAGAAGGAUCAAGUCCUUCCCAUGUAUAGCAUAUUUAUUUAUUUAUUUGACUCUCCAACCUUUAUUCACAGCAGGAAGGGUUUACACAAAGUGAGCUUGCUCGUUUUCAGUAAUUACCUUCUUGACGUUCAUACAGUUACAUUCAAACGUGGAUCCGCCCGGAGGAAACAUGGUUUUAAUUGUUCACCAGAGGAACUGCAGGUUGAGUGCCUUACUCAAGGGCACCUCAACACGAGCGAGUGUUAGUUGUCACUUGUCAGAUUUUCCCCCAACAGGUGAAAGAAGGACUUGGAUCAGAAAGAUCACAAGUCUCUUUCUGUGAUUUUUUUAAGAUGCCGCUACCCUAAAUACUGACAUGUAUUUAAUAAUUCUGUUUGUUUUUAACAUUUCAAAGAAGAUAACAGUAUGUGACUGAAUGAAAGCACUGUGCCAUGUUCUGUUUUAUCCUCCUUACUGCUCCUCUUAUGUCAUGACAGAGUGCACUGAGCUGAUAUAUAACAAUAUACUGUAUGGUUUGGUGUGAAGUUUCUGAAAACUGAAAUGAAGGGAAGAACAGGAAAGUGUAGGUGGGUGGCAUAAGAAUGGGUCAGAUAGUGUGUGUGUGUGUGUGUCUGUGUGUGUGUGUGCGUGCGUGUAUGUGCAUUGGCAUGCUUUUUUAAGCAGUUCCAGUUGAGAUGUUGGAAGCUGUACGCAACAGGAAGAAUAUAGCAGGGUCAUGUUUUGUAUGAAGAUUUUCAAAGUGCUAUUGGGCAUGUUUGAUGCUGAGAGACAAUCCAAUGGCCUUCUGCUGAAUGAGACUGCCAUCGCAAUCAGGCCUGGAUCUGUCAAAAGCAUCUUCUGCACAAAGGCAGCCACCAUCCUUGUGACAAAAGAUGUACGUUUACCUCUUGAAAACAGAAAAUGUAACCAAUCUUUACUCUUUUUAACAUGUUACAUGGACCUAUCAUAGCUUGUUUGUUGUAUUGGUGUAUUCCUACCACUGCCAUCAUUCCCAACAGAUGAAGAUGUUUUUGGGAAAGCAGGUCCCUGGCUUAUUUUAGACAGAGACUGGCUGAUUGGAGAGUGUAGCAGCAGGACUGCUCCAGCUUAGCGUGCUAAAGUCAAGAAAACUGUCAGCAGCAUACUGGAAACAGAGAGGGGAACAGCAGCAAAACAACUCCACCAGCAGAGUAGCCAUCAAAACAUCCUCCAUGUGGGUGAGGACGAGCAGGAGGAAAGACUUGUUUUCUAAGAAGAGGCUGGUUUGGUCUUCUAAGUAAGACCGUCUCUGCCCGCCAAGAACAAGGCAAAACGGACACCCAGCACACAUUUUUCAAAAACAACACAUUAGCCUGUUUCUCUUGGAAGGAUGACUUGUGUAAUGGGGAUGUAGUGCGAGGGGUAGCGGUACUGCUGUUUGUGAGCACCUUAAUUGAUCCCAACCCACCCAAACACACACACACCUUUCCUCUUUCUAUGUAAUUCGCUUAUGACACAACUGUAGAUCAGUGAGCGUAGUGCCCCCUCACUUAGCCUCAGCGUGGCACAGAAGCAUGUUGACAUCACCAGAGCUGUGGAUAUCUACAGUAUGAACAAUCAUAUCUGUGGCUCUGGACACAGCGCUUCUGCUGCUUCAUAUAUCAUAUGAAUUGUGACUGAUGGGAUCUGAGAUCCUUUCGGGACUUGGCUGGAAACCUGGAAUUACAGCUGGAAUCCUGGACCCGGAUCCUUGUACAGACCAAAAUGAAAUGAAAUGGAGCUGAGUUUUCAGAGAGGAAGUACCAUUUUAUAAAGCUGUAUUGUUAGGAUAAAUAACUGCUUUCUUACAGGGAGACUUCCCCUUAUAGUCACUUUGGCUGUUGUGCUAACCAUUGUUUCCCAAUGUGCUAGGGUAGGCCUGUGCUGUAAUAUAGGAUUGUGACAAAACAUAUUUGUUGAUUGUUAUGUUUUAUUUAAAAAAAAAUGACAACUUCGGCACUUUGAUGUCAGCAUUGGAUCUGUCUUUUUGUUUGUUUUGUUUGUAUAUCUGAACUGUUUUUGACAGGAUGCUCAUACUAUGUAAAGGACAUAUUUACUGAAUAUUUAGUCUGUGCUUCAUAAAGUAAGCUUUUAUACA